GUUUAGAGCACAGUUUCCCUCACGAAUGUGCUUCUGCGAAUUGCAAUAGUCGGGUCAAAAAUGAGAAAUGAAUUUAAAAGCCCCUCCCUUUAGGAAAGACGAAUCUCUGUGUGUUUGUGUUUAGCGUUUUCAUUGCUUGUUUUGCUUUGUUUUGAUUACAGCUUUUCUAUGCCGGGCCGAAUGUGCGGCGGCGAAGCGGCAGGCCAGUAAACAGCGGCGGGCUCGGCCGGGAGGCGCCAUGGCGGCGGAGGGCCUGGCGGGGCUCCUGCCCGCACAGACGCAGCUGGAGUACGCGCUGCUCGAUGCGGACACCCCUCAGGAGAAGGAGAACCUGGUCUACCAGUACCUGAAGAAGAUGGACAGCCGGGAGCGGGACCUGACAGUGCCCGAGCUCGGCGGAGAUCUACAGUGGUUAAACACUGAAGGUCCCAUUUCUCUUCACAAAGACCUUUGUGGAAAAGUUGUGGUGUUGGAUUUCUUCACUUACUGCUGCAUCAAUUGCUUGCACCUGCUGCCUGAUCUCCAUGAAUUGGAGAACCAGUACUCUGAUAAAGAAAUGUUGCCACUCCACUAGUUGCUGUUCUUCCCUAUUAAUACUGUUUUACAGCUGAGGAGAAGAGCUAAAAUAGAAAAAUAAGUCUCUUUCUUUGUAAACAAAUAAAAAGCAAGUCAAAGAUUAAA
Meleagris gallopavo (turkey) is the source of this 681-nucleotide messenger RNA. The record is from RefSeq and is a predicted model, not a curated record. NCBI's taxonomy places the organism in Eukaryota, Metazoa, Chordata, Aves, Galliformes, Phasianidae.